AUGGCGUCGGCAUCUGCCAGUGUGGAUUCCAAGGCAGAGCUGACCGCACUGCUGGAGCAGUGGGAGAGGGAGCAGCAGGCCAGCACACCAGACCUGGUCAACAUCCUGACCAAGUGAGUGUGUGUAAUACAGGAGGAUUAUUGUUGGUAACACCAGUGGAUAUUAUGUGAAGUAACAUCAGUGAAUGUUAUGGGAAGUUUCUAUUUGGGUUGACGUUAUUUAUUCAGGCCACAUGUUACUUGAUAUUUUUAAGUCUCUGAACAUUAAGGAAUAUGUGGUUGUCUGUUUUUGAAUAUAUCAUGGGUUUUCUUUUCCUCAGGGUUUCAGAGCUGGUGGAGAGGGAGACUGAGGAAUAUCACAAAGCUGAUCCGGAUCCUUUUGAUGACAGGCACCCUGGUAAGAUGAUGGAUUUAUGUUGUGUGUAGUCAUAACUAUAGUAUUAACAAUAGCAACAGUGAUAGUUGUUGACAUUCUGUAGGUUUUUCUAAUUCUCCCCACCUCUUGCCACUUAGGGAGAGCGGAUCCAGAAUGCAUCUUGGGUCAGCUGCUAAAGAUCAUGUUCAAAAAUGAUGACUUUGUGAAUGCUGUAAGACCUGAACUUUUUUAGUAGUAUUUUUCCCCACACACAUUUACAGAAUGGUAUUAGUUCAAAUUUGAAUUGUUAUUUGAAUUCCUGUUUUUUUCCAGCUCGUUAAUAGUUAUGUGAUGACCAGCAGAGAACUCACACUCAACACGGCAGCCUGUCGCCUGCUGCAGAACAUCAUGCCUGGGUUGGAGACCGCUGUGGUCUUUCAGGAGAAGGUAGGAUAUAACCUAGACAUGUUUGUAUAUUUUGUUAGCUAUAAUAUGCAACUGAUUCAAAUAUUCAAUCGUCUUUGCCGUUAUGCCUCUGUUUGUGUGUGUACAUGACAGGAUGGCAUAGUGGAGAGGCUGUUUAAAUGGGUCCAGGAGGCUGAGCAGCCCCUGAUGAUCUAUGCUACGGGCCUGCUUGCUGGAGCAAUGGAGAACCAGGACAUCGCUGCCAACUACAGGGAGGAGAACUCUGUUGUGGUCAGUGGCAACACCCUACUAACAGAUGUUUUUUGUUAAGCCUCUGAGAAGGUUUAACAACAUCAACAUAAGCUCUUGAGUAAAUACUGUAAUGUGGGGUCAGUUUAAUUUAGCCCUGUCACUACAAGUGGGCGCCAGGCUGGCCAUAAUCGGUAUCUGUGAAUGAUGCUAGAUGCAUCUUUCUCGCUUUAGGUGCCUCUGAUGCUGCAGCGGCUACGCGAGCUGCAGGCCAAGGACACUGAGAACCGGAAGGAGUUUAAACGGCCCAGUCCCAGGAAGACCCUGGGGGAACCUCUCCUUCCUCUGGAUGAGGAGACGGUUGACGGGGGCAUCGAGGACACCCCCUUCCCCCCGGGGAAUAAUGGCAUGGAGAGGGAUGAGAAGGGACCAGAUGAGGACCGAGUGGAGAUCCCCAGCCACAAGUCUGACAACGAGAUCUCCUUCCACCUCAACUACCUUAACCACACCCACAAGACCAGCAGCUGCGCCAACUUGGCUGUCAAAGGCCUGAUGAAGCCUGUGUCUGCCGCACCGUCUCUGUCCCACCGGGACUUCCCCGACGGCAGGGCGGAGGGCAGCAGUCACCUCAAGAGGAGAGCGGAGAGGGAGAACGGACGGAAGGUGAAACAGAAACUGAACUUCUCCCUGCCGGACCCGGAGAGGAACUUCAGCGAGCUGUCCAACAGCAGCUGGUCUGAGAUGAGCCCCUGGGUGAUUGGGAACAACUAUCACCUUUACCCUCUGACCCCAGAGAUGGAGCAGAGGCUCAUCCUGCAGUACCUCACCCCUCUGGGAGAGUACCAGGAGGUUAGUGUCUGCUACAUAAACCUACCAGCAGAUGUCAGUCUUCUCAAACUCCCUUAUAAGAGCUAGUGCUGUAUUCGUUGAAGACAAUAUACCAUAAAUGUCUGUGUAGACUGGCAGACAGACGAGUAGUACUCUGUAUACAUUUUUUAUUUCUUUGUAUUCAUUUCUGUCUUUCAGCUUCUGGCUGUCUUCAUGCAGAUGAGAGCCUGUGAGCUGCUCAUCCAUUACAUGGACCUGAAGCAGACCAACGAUGUACAGCUCACCUUUGAGGCUCUCAAUGUAACCGUUCUACAACUGACCUAUAAUGCAUCUCAAUUGUUUAAAGAGGAGCAUCCCAGCCUUAUCCUAUGCUUCUCAUUCGCUACCUGUAGUACCUGGCCUCCCUGCUCCUGCAUAAGAAGUUUGCCGCUCAGUUUGUGGCCCAUGGAGGGGUUCAGAAGCUGCUGGAGAUCCCCAAGCCUUCCAUGGCCGCCACAGGGGUGUCUCUGUGCCUCUACUACCUGGCCUACAACCAGGACGCCAUGGAGAGGGUAGGACACACACAAACACACACACUGCAUAAAGAUCAACGGUUCAUAGAAGUUGUGACCUGUGGUACAUGGGUGUAACAUGAUUUACUUCCAUGUAAAUGUGUAAGUCAAUACCAAAUGUGUGUGUUCAUGUGUCCCAAUUAAAUGUGUCUUUGUUACCCCUAGGUGUGUAUGCUGCCCCACUCCAUUCUGUCUGACGUGGUGAGCUACACUCUGUGGCUGUUGGAGUGUUCCCACGCCUCGGGCUGCUGCCACGCCACCAUGUUCUUCUCCAUCUCCUUCUCCUUCCGUGCGGUGCUGGAGCUCUUCGACAGGCAGGACGGCCUCCGACGCAUGGUCAACCUGGUAGGAGGACCUGUCUGGUUUAGUCAUGCUUCUGUUUCAUCCAGUUGUCACUACGACCGGGUUUCUUAAUCCUGGUGAAAACCACUAUUGGUAUUUCACUGUCUCCAGAUCAGUUCUCUGAACGUCCUCUGUAUUGGAGUGUGUAUUAGACUGCUGUUCAUUUUGUAUUCUACUGUCUCCAGAUCAGCACGUUGGAGAUCCUAAACCCUGAGGACCAGGGGGCCCUGCUGAGUGAUGACCAGAUCUUCUCCAGCAGGCAGACUGCCAAGCACACCUGCAUGGCCCUGCGCAGGUAUUUCGAGGCCCAGUUGGCAAUCAAGAUGGAGCAGGUCAAGCAGUCCCUGCAGCGGACUGAAGGGGGUGCUCCCAUUCACCCACAGCCUUACUACAAGGUAAGAGGAACAGGCCUUUCCAUGUGAGUUGGGAGAUUGUGAAAAUUGAAAUGAUUGUCUUGGGUCCUCUUUCAAUUAAUGAAAUUGAAUUUCAAUUAACUUUCUGAAUUGAAAUGGAAUUGACCCCAUCCCCCUGCAACCCAUCAUCACAGAUGAACCUUGAUGAUGUUUUUCCUUCAGUGAUGCAGCAUUCUCUUUCUGUUCCCCAGGCGUGUAGUUACACCCACGAGCAGGUGGUGGAGAUGAUGGAGUUCCUGAUCGAGUACGGCCCAGUCAGGCUGUACUGGGAGCCUGCAGAGGUUUUCCAUAAGCUCUCCUGUGUGCAGCUCCUCCUGCAGCUCAUCUCCAUCGCCUGUGACUGGAGGACCUACUACGGCAGGUAAGGACAGAAAAAAAAAAAUGCAACCUUCCUUCUCUUUCAAGGACUGAUGAGAAGGACGGAGUUAUUUAUCAACCCUCUCUGUUCUAUAUGAAGAUACACCUCUAUUCAUUAUGGAGAACAUUUGUUCUCCAUAAUUCACAAAUUCAAGUGAAUACAGAGUUGUACUGUGUGACUAUUUUCCCCCCUGUGUUGUUUUGUCCUCAAGGAGUGACACAGUGCGUUAUGCCCUGGACAUACUGAGCAUCCUGACAGUGGUCCCUAAGACCCAGCUGCUGAUGGCGGAGCCUGUGGCCGUGCUGGAUGGGGAGGGGGGCAACGCCAUCUCCACCGUGGGUAUGUUACACUGCCCUGCCCUGCCCUGUCAUUAUUAUUAUUAUUAUUAUUAAAGUUGCACGAUAUGAGCAAAAAAAUCAGGUGGGCUAGUACAACGUUGGAACAUCUGUUUUAGCUGCACUCAGUUCAUUGUUGAAUCAACUGUAUGCAUUGACUGCACACGAGCUGGCUAUAAGACCGUCUAGGAGUAGACAAUUUGUGUGCGAAACAGUGUUGUUGGCUUGCCAGCUAGCUAAGGGGCAAGGCUUGGUUUGUGUGGGAAGCAGCCACAAGGGGAGUGAGACGACAACAGCUGAGUAAACUAUAAAAACAGACGUUACAUGCAGCUAAUUAGUGUUUCAAAAUAUUGCACGCGAUAUGGAUCUCUUGCUAUAUGGAUAUUGCACUUGUCAAUAUACACUGAGUGUACAAAACAUUAGGAACACCUUCCUAAUAUUGAGUUACACCCCCUAUUGCCUUCAGAACAGCCUCAAUUCGUCAGGGCAUGGACUCUACAACGUGUCGAAAGCAUUCCACAGGUAUGCUGGCCCAUGAUGACUCCAAUGCUUCCCACAGUUGUCAAGUUGGCUGGAUGUCCUUUGGGUGUUGGGCCAUUCUUGAUACACAUGGGAAACUGUUGUGUGAAAAACCCAGCAGCAUUGCAGUUUUUGACACAUUCAAACCAGUGCGCCUGGCACCUACUACCAUACCCUGUUCAAAGACACUUACAUCUUUUAUCUUGCCCAUUCACCCUCUAAAGGUCACACAUACACAAUCCAUGUCUCAAUUGUCUCAAGGCUUAAAAAUCCUUAUUGAACCUGUCUCCUCCCCUUCAUCUACACCGAUUUGGAGUGGAUUUAACAAGUGACAUCAAUAAGAGAUCAUAGCAUUUACCUGGUCAGUCUGUCAUGGAAGGAGCAGGUGUUCCUAAUGUUUUGUACACUCUGUGUUUAGCCUACCUGUCAUGGCUUUUUAUUUACACAACCCCAUAUAUCCAGCAGACCAGUACUCUUGGCUUUGGGUUCUAAUCUUAAUGUUCUGUUGUUCCUCAGGUAUGAGUGUAGUCCUGGUGGUGGCAGAGGGAGAGGUGUUUGUGAACGACGCCGAGAUCCAGAAGUCGGCUCUGCAGGUGGUCAUCAACUGUGUGUGCGCUCCGGAUAAACGCAUGUCCAGCAUCGGCAAGUUCAUCUCCGGCACGCCCCAUAGAUGUCUACCCCAGACCACCAAGAGCAGCGAGAGCGUGCUCACCAAGAUGUGGAACGUGGUGCAGUCCAACAACGGCAUCAAGGUGAAAAUAUUGAUUUCAGAAUUGUCUAUUGAUGGAUCUUACGCUGGUAUGUUUUUAGGCACUACCGGUCUCAUAGUUCUGCCAUCUCCCUGUAGGUACUGUUGUCCCUGCUGACGGUGAAGAUGCCCAUCACAGAUGCGGAUCAGAUUCGGACCCUGGCCUGUAAGGCCCUGGUGGGUCUGUCCCGCUCCAGCUCAGUCAGACAGAUUAUCAGCAAGCUGCCUCUCUUCAGCAGCGGACACAUCCAGCAGCUUAUGAAGGAGCCUGUGCUCCAGGACAAACGCAGCGAACACGUCAAGUUCUGCAAGUUUGCGGCGGAGCUAAUCAAGCGGGUGUCUGGUAAACCCCUCAUGAUCGGGACGGAUGUCUCCCUGGCCUGGCUGCAGAGGGCCAACGUGGUGGCCCAGUCCAGGAUCUCCUUCCCUGAAAAGGAGCUACUGCUGUUGAUCCGGAACCACCUGGUGGUCAAGGGUCUGCAUGACACUGCCACCACGCUCACCAAGGAGGCUGACCUCCCCAUGGCCAUCCUCCCCCACCCAUCUUCCUCAGCUUUGCUUCCUGUCGUUGUUCCCCCUCCCCCUGCCUCUCCCGCCCCUGCCCUCCCCCGGACCCCUCGGCUGGCCAAUGGGGUCGCAGCACGGUUGGCGAGCCACGGCUCUCAUCCGUCCGUGCCGUUGUCAGUUCACCCCCAGCCUCGUCCCUCGACGUCGCAACUCCUCACGGUCCCUCCGGCCGCCCCUCCCCUGUUGACCCCUCACCAAAGCAACGGCUCUCCCCUGAUCGGACGGAUCGUGUUCACGCGAGAGCGCCCGUCGCCGUGCCCCGUGCCUGCCAUCUGUAAGAAGCCGCGGGUGCUGAGGCAGAAGUCAGACUACGGUGCCUUCAGCCAGAGUCCAGCCAUGAAGAAACAGCUGGACAGACACCUGCCCUCUCCCCCCGCCCUGGACAGCAUCAUCACAGAGUACCUGAGGGAGCAGCACGCCCGCUGCAAGAACCCUGUCACCACCUGCCCCCCCUUCUCCCUCUUCACCCCCCACCAGUGCCCCGAGCCCAAGCAGAGGCGCCAGGCCCCAACCAACUUCACCUCCCGACACACACGCAGGGUCGUCUACCCAAAAUACGGAGGGGUAGACGGGGGCUGCUUCGACAGACACCUCAUCUUUAGCAGGUAUGAUUUGUUCCCACUACACUGGGGACUCGGCACAAAGUCCUUGCCUUUUAGGCUGAGGUGGACCUUGGGUGAAUAUUUUUUCCCUUUUUUUUUUCUUUUUUCCCCCCCUUUUUUUUUUUUCUUCUCUCCCCCCCAGGUUCCGGCCCAUCUCUGUGUUCAGGGAGGCAGACGAGGAUGAGAGUGGGUUCAUGUGUUGUGCCUUCUCUGCCCGUGAGCGCUUCCUGAUGCUGGGGACGUGUACGGGCCAGCUCAAACUCUACAACGUGUUCACAGGCCAGGAGGAGGCUAGUUACAGCUGUCACAGCUCUGCCAUCACACACCUAGAGCCAUCACGGGUCAGUGGGACACAUGUACAAAUCUACCCAUCUUGUGGAUAUCUAAAACAUAGUAUUUGAAUGAAACCUUUAUUCUUGUCUUUUGUCAUCAGGAUGGCUCUCUGUUGUUGACGUCAGCAUCAUGGAGUUAUCCUCUGUCUGCACUGUGGGGCAUGAAGUCAGUGUUCAUCAUGAAGUAAGUGUGACUCGAUUAGAAGACUAACCCUGGCCCAGUCAAAUCAAUACAGUUGGUUAUUGCUUUCAAUGGGGAUGACUGCUCUACCCAUUCCCUUUCUAUGGUUCAUUCUACUGGUUCUGUGUCUAUGGUCCUCAGAGCAGGGAGCUGCUGACAGGUUAUUGAAUUAUGCACACUAACUGAACUGACUUAGGGCUGGAAUCUUCACUUCAUAGAACACUGACAGUGUAGUGGGGCCACAGUUUAACAAAAGCAACAUUGGGGCUUUUGUGAUUUUAGCUAGAACAACAUUAGACCAUCAUUGCUUAACCAAAAUGUAUUUAUCAAUAUGAACUGAAGUCAGAGGUUGUAAGGAUUGCCUGGGAAUUUGUAUUUUUUAUUUGUAGAUGUUUGAAUUGAUCUCUAUAUAAUUAGUUUUGCCUUUUCUUUCCAGGCAUUCCUUCUUAGAUGAUCAUAAUGUGGAGUUCAGUAAACUUUCACAAGACCGAGUCAUUGGCACAAAGGAACACAUAGCUCAUGUAAGUCUUCUUUCCCAACAUCUAAAGGUUAAACUGAACAACCAUGUAUACCAAACAUUAGGAACACCUUCCUAAUAUUGAGUUGCACCCCCACAUGUUGACUCCAAUGCUUCCCACAGUUGUGUCAAGUUGGAUGGAUGUCCUUUGGGUGGGGGACCGUUCUUGAUACACACAGGAAACGGUUGAGCGUGGAAAAACCCAGCAGCGUUGCAGUUCUUGACACAAACCGAUGCGCCUGGCACCUACUACCAUACACCGUUCAAAGGCACUUAAAUCUUUCCCAUUCACUCUGAAUUGCACACACACAAUCCAUGUCUCAAGGCUUAAAAAUCAUUCUUGAACCUGUCUCCUCCCCUGCAUUGAAGUGGAUUUAACAAGUGACAUCAAUAAGGGAUCAUAGCUUUCACAUGGAUUCACCUGGUCAGUCUGUCAUGGAAAGAGCAGGUGUUCUUAAUGUUUUGUAUACUCAGUGUAUAAGCUGAAAUCAUGUCAUCGUCUUUGGGUCUCAGAUCUACGACAUCCAGACAGGGCAGAAGACCCUUACCCUCCACUACCCGGACCUGGCCAACAACUACAAGAGGAACUGUGCGACCUUUAACCCCACCGACGACCUGGUACUGAACGACGGUGUGCUGUGGGACGUGCGCUCAGCUCAGGCCAUCCACAAGUUUGACAAGUUCAACAUGAACAUCAGCGGAGUGUUCCACCCCAACGGCCUGGAGGUCAUUGUCAACACUGAGAUUGUAUCCUUUACUCACUUACUGUUUUACUUAUUGUAUUUGUAAAGAGUAUUUCCUGUGCUCAGUUGAUGGUACUUAGCCUAUAUCAGUUGGUCAGAUGUUUUCAGACCUCAAAAGUGGCCUAAUUUCAAGAUGAGUUUGUGUCCCAUGCCAUCUCUUGUGUAGAUCCAGCAAAAUGCCCCAACCCCAAAUGAAUUGGAAAAAAUAGUAAUUACAUUAUACUGAAAGUGAUGUGACUGUGUGAUUCCUUAAUGAGUGUGUCAGUGGGACCUGCGGACCUUCCACCUGCUCCACACAGUGCCAGCUCUGGACCAGUGCAGGAUCGUCUUCAACAACAACGGCACGGUCAUCUACGGAGGUGAGGACUGACCUCAGUGCAUGAUGGGAAAUAGAGUACAGUAUGCUGUGGUUGCGAGACUAAUCAAAUUUCACCUAGUGCUAAACAGCUAGCACUUUUUAAGAUGUGUGUAAAAAGGUGAGUGCUUGUGGGGUUGUGUGUUCAUGAAGUGUGAAAGGUGCAUGUAGAGGUGUGUGUUUGAUGCCACACGGCCCCGCUGAACCAUAUGGCCAGGAGGAUGUGCCCUGAGCUGGCAGAGGAGAGCACCAGCUGGUUCACACCACCUCACAGCCAGAGCCACAGGGAGGCCAUGAUGGAUCCACCCACAUCCAUAUCACUCUAACGUCUCAGUAGCCAGAGCCAUGUGGAGGCCAUGAUGGAUCCACCCACAGCAGUGUCGCUCUAACGUCUCAGUAGCCAGAGCCAUGUGGAGGCCAUGAUGGAUCCACCCACAGCAGUGUCACUCUAGCAGCAGGAUCACUCUUAUCAUACUAUCUAUUUAUCCACCCAUACGUACAUCCAUGUGGUAUGUACGUAUGCAACUAGUGUUAUAUUGCCAUCGUGGAUCCUCGCAUUACCAAAAAGCAUGAAAUUUUUCCCAAAUUCAGUUUUAUCCGUUUUAGUUUUUCCAAGUUUCUGUUUUUCCCCAGAGUUUUUUUUGGUAAUCUUUUCACAUCUCACUUUUUAAUAGAACAUCCAAUUUUGUUGUUUUUCUAAGUCCACAACAAUGCUUUAACCACAUCAGGAGACUACUUUUGAGGUCUGGGAUUAUUUAUUUUUUGGGGGGGUAUAGUUACCCUUUUAAUGUACCUGAGCAUCCGAUGGAGACCAUGUGAUUGCAGAGUUUGCUAAAUUACCUCUGGAUUGAUGCAAAUGAGCAUGAUAUCAUUCUGCUAGAUAGGUAUAGGCUACUUUGUAGUUAACAUUUCAUGGAUAAUUUUUUUUUGGGGAAAGCCUUUACAUCUACAAAGUGUAGACUAGACAUACGCACGCACGCCACACAACACACACAGACGGGCAUUCAUGUGCCGUUUCCGAAAGUUGCUGGAAAAUACGAAUCACUGAUGCAUUUUGUUCAUGUCUUAUGAUUAACUUGGGCAAAUGUAAUGUGUUUUCUAAUUAGUUCAAUACAUUUAGUUGAUUUCCUACGAAGUUCAAUACAUUUUGGAACAUUGUUGAAUUCCGUUCUGUCUAGAUCCUGUAAUACCCUCCGUGUUUUCCACAACUUGGCCCUACGGUACCAGAAUUGAACAAUGCCAUCUAUUUUCAAGGAGAAUUUUUCAAUUAUUUCAUAGGAAUUCCAAUUCAGUUCUUGGCUUGACUGAAUAGAAAUGGAAUUGACCACAAUCCUGUUACCUAGGGCCAUGUGGAUACCAUGAAGGCUCUGCCCACCCACCCACCCACACACCCACACCACUCUUAUUAGUAGCCAGAACCAUGGGUCCAUGACCAUCGGUCUGGCCAUUUAAUCUGGCCUCCCAGCUUUCCUUCUACUGAUGCAAUAUCUACUGAUGUAACUGGUAUCCUUAUUGACUGUGAAAAUAAUUGUAGCCAUCCAUACACCUCUAUUGCUUUUUCUUUGUAUAUGAAGCACACCUAUGGAUUUGCUCUAGUUGUGGCGUGUACAGAAAACGUAACCCUACUGUUGUUUUUCCAGCGAUGCUACAGGCUGAUAAUGAGGAUGACAUGAUAGAAAUGCAGAUGAAGACUCCCUUUGGCUCCUCCUUCAGGACGUUCAACGCCACCGACUACAAACCCAUUGGUAAGACUGCUCUAAGACACACUGUCACAACAGUCCCAAGGCCUUGUAUUUAUCAGGAGUAGACUAUCCAGUUUUAAAUUGCAACCCAGGCGUGACUCACCAGUGGCUCCUGUCCUGACCCACCAUCUGGGAAACACUUACAGCUUCAUGCUUUGGAAAUGGAGUAGGAUUAGCUUUUUUCUUAUGUAUAAAGCAAAUUGACUCCAUCUAAAAUAGAUUAUUCUUUCUGUAUCAACUACUUUCAAUAUUGUGAAGUCGUAUGAGAGGUUUAUUAUUUCCCCCCAGCCACCAUCGACGUGAAGAGGAAUAUCUUUGACCUCUGCACGGAUACUAAGGACUGCUACCUGGCUGUGAUUGAGGUGCAUCUUCUGUCAUCUGUUAGAUAACUCGAUAAAGCUGCAAGUGAUUGAAUCACAUACUCCGCUUUGCACAGUCAGAUAUUGAGUUUAGUGGUGGUGGUGGGGCUUAGUAGUAUUGAGACAUACAACUGUUGUCAGACUUUCUGUGUUUCCCCUCCAGAACCAGGACUCGGUCAACACUGACACGGUGUGCAGAUUGUACGAGGUGGGACGCCAGAGACUGGCUGAGGAGGAGGAGGAGGAUGAGGAAGAUCAG
Messenger RNA from Coregonus sp. 'balchen', 10759 nucleotides. The record is from the annotation of a GenBank genome assembly. Lineage: Eukaryota; Metazoa; Chordata; Actinopteri; Salmoniformes; Salmonidae.